CGCACCUGCCUGGUUCCCAGAGUAUUUGCAACUGCGCCUGCGCCUGCGCCUGAAAUUUGCACCAACCGCGUCUCAUGUGUUGGCGCCUCUCACUUCGACGGUGACGAUAUGGCAAGUUCAAACGGUGCAAGCCAACAGGCUAGUACUGAAGGCGGUGGUGUGGAAUGGGACAAGUCCGCAAAAACAUUCUCUGGGAAACAAGCCUCCGAAUAUUACGAUCCUUGUCAGGAAGCUGCAGAUCGCAGUAUCAAAUGUAUGCGUCGAAAUAACGGGGACAAAGACAUGUGUCAAGAUUACUUUCAAGCAUACCGAGAUUGCAAAAAGGAAUGGAUGGCAAGAAUGAAAUUGCAGAGGAAAUCCUGGUUCUCAUAACCUGCGCAGCCUCGAGGCCCUUUGCACAUAUGGGCCUGUAGAAUACCUCACUUUAUUGUACAAUAUGAAAAAGCAUGGCGGGAACCUGGAAGUGAGGGAGUUAAUACGUUGACUCUGAGUUGGACAGUGCAAUUAGCGAAUUUGUACUGUAUAAUCUUUUACUCUGCUCUACAUAUUGGCUGCACACCUUGUCUAUGCGAGUUUCACGCGGCAUGACAAAUAUCAAGGAUGACAACCUGAAGAAUCCCAAGAUGCAAGAUGCAAUCGUGCCU
Exophiala mesophila is the source of this 644-nucleotide messenger RNA. RefSeq lists its product as uncharacterized. The coding region runs from base 109 to 372 and encodes 87 amino acids. The transcript is spliced from 4 exons. Lineage: Eukaryota; Fungi; Ascomycota; Eurotiomycetes; Chaetothyriales; Herpotrichiellaceae. The record is from RefSeq and is a predicted model, not a curated record.